CAUCAAUGGCGUUCAGGAUCGGCAGCCCGCCCGGGGAACCGUUGAACGGCGCCAACGAGUUUCUUCCGUUGUUCCAAGCGUAUGAGUCAGAGUUCAACGAAGUCAGCGACGAGGAAGCCAAGCUCCUGGCGGAGCUAGACACCCUGGACACUCUCUUCGUCGCGCUCAAGAGCGAGCGUCGGAUUGCGCCUCGAACCUUGCAGUCGAUGGUGACGUUCUUCGUCAAGAAACGGUUUGGAUUCCCUCGUCAUGCCUUGACGCCUGACCGUCGCCUACUUCAUCACACCACAUUGCUCUUGAUGGCAGCAUUGGCCAAGGACGCGGUGGCGGACUCGGAGGACGACGCCGACGCACUCGCGUCCUUGUACGAGUACAUGCUGGACCCAUUCUCCAUCGACGGGUCCACUCGAUGGACGACGACCGACCUUGGUCCCCACGGCAGCAUCCUCUUUGCGUUUGCGCUGUAUGUCCGCCGGGUAGAACGCACGAACGACGCACUGUAUGUCGCGACGGUGUCUCGGCUUCGGACCCGCCAAGCAGCGGACACCGAGUUCGAAAUGGACGACACGCUCAGCGACGUGGUGCUCGAGAAGGGUCGCUCGUUGGGCGGUCUGGCGCUGUUCUCGUCCUUCUUUAUCAGCUUGGAACCGGAGUCGCCCGUGUUCGACAUCAACGACCCUGCGUGGCGCCGCCUCGACAAAGCCGACGUCUUUUCCCAUUUCUCCGAGGACCGGCACCGCGUAUGGGGGCUGCAGGACGCCGGGUACGCCUUUUUCAGUCGCUUCGUGGACGAGUUUGGUCUCCUGGACGUGUCCAAGUCCACCGCCGAGCUCGUGGCGGUGGUCGAUAUCUUUGCGGCGCUGGUCGCCCAUCAUCCGUCGCUCCGCGCGUCCGCUGCGCAGGAGGUAUUUCGACUGGCGGAACCGCUGGGGCUGCUGUUUCCGUCGCAAUUCACGGCGUGGAUGCGCCUCUUGGCUUCGUUUUUGGCGCCGGAUACGCUCGACUUGGUGACGCACGUGGCUGGCCUGGAGCGUCCGCUUGCCACGUACACCCAGCACCUGUCUGUGGAGCAGCACACCACCGCCGCCGGUGACGUCAUCACAUGCGACAAGGUGAUUCGCACACCCGACAUGGACAUUCCAGUGUCAACCACGGGCCAAGUCGUGCCUCUUGUUUGUUUGGAUGGGUCACCCACGACGUUGGUGUGCUGGCAUAUUGAAGGCACUUCUUUACUUACGUUGUGGGACGUGGUGUGGACCCGGUUGAAGGACGCCACCUGUGACAGUGUGAUGGCAGCGGCGGCAUUGCACUGGCUCGCCACAUAUGGGCGCGUGGCACCGGCGCGCUUUGACGCCGUCUGGCGGCGGUGGUCCACUCGGGGCGAAGCCGCCGACGUCCUCUCCCGCCAUCUCGCUUGCGGGACGACGGCGGCGGCGGCGCUCGGCGUGGUGGCCGUGCUCGACCCCGCCUCGCUCGACGACGACGUCAUCGCCGCCGCGUUGCACGCGGUGGUAGUAUCGUCGCACGAGUCGUCGUCUGUCGGGGUGCUCGCGUGUCUGCAGUGCUGGCUCCGCCGCCUCCCCGCGGCGCCGUCCGUCUUCGUACCCCUGCUCCUCCAGCUCCUGCUGCAUCACCCGCCUCCUCGUCGGGUCGCGCGCGUCGCUGCGUUCCGACUCGUUGCGCAAGCCCUCGUCCAAUCCAAAGUGCCCUUCUUAUUCGACCUGACGUUGCUGAGCCAUGGCCAGUCGCUGUUGUUUGAUGCUGCCACGACCUUGUUGCAACAUCCCGUCGAAACUAGCUCUGCAACGACCAAGGAAGAACGAGGACAUUUCGCCUCCUUUAACCGCCCGACGCCGGCGGCAUGCCCCGUCCUCCCGUACGCGUUUACCGACACCUCGGAGGUGGACGUGGCACUCGUCGAAGCCGCUCUCCACGCGGUCCGGCUCGUCCUUGCCAACCACCCCCCAGGCAUCGAAACGCCACAUGCCGACGCCACGUCAUCGUUUGCCGCGUACGGCCGCGGGUCGCUCAACUGGCCCGUGGCAUGUGCAGCCUACUUGACGUGCCCGAGCUCGUCGGUCCGGCUCGUGGCGGCGCAGGUCCUCGCAGCGGUGGCGCGGCACCUGCCCGACUCGACGUCGCUCAUGGCGUGCUUCCGGACGUCUGACGACGCGACGGCGUUCCUCACGUCACUGCUCGCGAUCGUCCGGCACGACGCGCCUCGGUUGCAAGUGGCCGUGUGGACGCUGUGGACGCAGUGCCUGGAUGCCCAGCCGAGCGUGCUGUCGCUGCUGUUUGAACGCCCCGAAGCCCCGUCCGCGAUCGUCGACGCCGUGCGCGGCGCCCACGACGGGGGCCAGCAUGUCGUGGUGGGGGCCGCCGUCGGCUUUUUGCUCGCGAUCUGGGACGGACUGAGCCGGUCCAACGCGUGCCACCACUUGGCGAGUUUAUUUCGUGCGACGCCGUUGUUCUGGGCCACGAUCACCCAACCCCUCGGCACCUCCCCCCCCCCCCGUCGUCCUCCUCCUCCCUUCCGCACGCCGCCGCCACCGACGACGACAGUGGCGGGCGCGUCGAGUCUGCAUGAGAUUCUCGCGUCGUUUCGCGAUUUGUACGAUCGCUGGUUUCACGAGUACACGUCGGUUACCCCCGCCGCCGCCGCCAUGGACGAAGCCGACGUGCCGGCGUAUGUGCUGGCUGCGGAUGUGCCGCCGCCGCUGUUUGCGCUCGCCCAGUGGACGACGUUCAUGGAGAUUUACUUUUUGCAUCCAUCGACAACAUCUUCAUCGUCGGUAGCUACCGUCCCCGUCUCUAGUCCUUCGGCGUCGGCGGGGUCGCGCAGUCGCCUGACGUGCGACUCGCCAAUGCUUCCAGCGCGGGCGGCGGAGUCUCGUCCGUCCAACUUUUCGGGGGACCGCACGUCGUUGGCAUGGAGUUUGAAGCUCACGGAGCGCAUGGCGGCGCUAGUAUCUCAGGGCGAUGCAGUUGGUCUGAGGGGGAUGCUGCCGAUCCUGAGUCGGCUCUGUCUGUGCAUGAUCCACCACCAAGUGUGCGAAGUGACCCACAAAGCCAACGACCCGCGCUGGUCCACCACGCACCUCCGUCUUCCGUCGCGGCAGCAGCUCGACCCUGUCACAUCCGUCCACCUCCUCACGCUCGUGCACUCGAUCCUUCACAUGGACACGACCAACCUGUCGCUAUGGACAGCAUCCCUCUUACUGCUUCGGCAGCUGGCGCCGCAGCCCCUCCCGUCGCUCCUCGUCGCCCGCGUCGUCUCCCACUGCGUCCACGUCAUCACAACUUCCGCAUACAAACAACAAGAUCAAGACUCGCGGUUUGCCACGGCCAGUCUCGUCCUUGUCAUCGUACUCGACCAGCACGUUUCGGCAGACUCGACGCUGCAACUCGUAGCCAUAUUGGACCACGGGCCGCUCGUGCCCGCCCUCGUCGAGACGGCGGCGGCGGGGCUCCCGUCCUCGUCCAUCAACAAGAAGAACCCGACGACCGAGUGCCGACGACGGACGGACGCGCUGCGGUGCCUCAUCGGACUCGUCACGGCCCACGCCGACGUGCGCGCGCCGGUGCUGGCGGCCCUCGCGCGACUCGAUUUCGUACACCGGGCAUCUGUCCUCGCGACCUACUUGACGGCGGAUCGCCCCACGGCCCAGCGGGACGGACCGACGCAGACGGCGUGGUGCUUGUUGCUGCAAAUCGUAACGGCGUUGCUGCAGAACGACGUGGUGGCGUACGUGGCGUUCGUCGCGAACGUGGCGUCCGUGCUCCUCGCGGCGCUCUACUCGACCGACGACCUCACGGUGGCUUUGCUCACAGAGCGCCACGUCACCGUCCAAUUGGUCCACGCGUCCGCCCGACACUUGCGCGCGUGGCAGGCCGUCAUGCCAGGCACGUUCAGUCGGCUCUUGGAAGCCACGCGCGCGCACUUGGUGAGGUGCUGUGGGUGGGUGAGUCCGGAUACCAACAACACGCCUGAUCCGGACGUCGAACGGCUGCUGUGGACGUGAAGCUGACGCCGUCGACGCGGCCGCAGAUCGUCCUGGGCGACGCCAUUCACAUCGACAUGGAGGCCGCGCGGCCCAUCUUGGACUACGCUGCGUCGUCGCAUGGAGCUAAUGCAGAAGACGUGACGCCUUGCAGCCUCGGCCACGUCGUCCGCCUUGUGAAAAUGGCGCUACAGUGCCCUGUGGUGCCAGCGUCGACGGCUGAAGCGGGCGUGGUGCUGGCCGUAACCAACUUUGCUCUACAUGAGAACCGGUACGACCACCCCGCCGCCCGCCGCGCCGAAGUGCGCAAGGCCAUCGCGGACAUUUUGAAUCAAGCCAAGGCGACCAAUGGGGCCAUCUCAAACGAUCUGGUCGAGUCGCUCGAGGCGCUAGUAGACACAGUAGUAGCGCCAUAACCGAAAGAGAUAACCGCCAUUGGUGUACAG
Molecule: messenger RNA, 4447 nt
Organism: Aphanomyces astaci
Lineage: Eukaryota; Oomycota; Saprolegniomycetes; Saprolegniales; Verrucalvaceae
Exons: 8
Coding region: 6-4022 (1338 amino acids)
Source: RefSeq, a predicted model, not a curated record